AUGGAAUCCAGACUAGGUUGGUUGACUAACUUGCAAACCUCUACCGGUGCUAACUUGAGAAGAAGCUCUAUCAUCGGUACCAUUGGUCCAAAGACCAACAGCCCAGAGGUUUUGGUUGCCUUGAGAAAGGCCGGUUUGAACAUUGUUCGUAUGAACUUCUCUCACGGUUCUUACGAAUACCACCAAUCUGUCAUCGACAACGCCAGAAAGUCUGAGGAACUAUACCCAGGUAGACCAUUGGCUAUUGCUUUGGACACCAAGGGUCCAGAAAUCAGAACUGGUACCACCACUAACGAGGUCGACUACCCAAUUCCACCAAACCACGAAAUGAUCUUCACCACUGAUGACAAGUACAACAAGUCUUCUGAUGACAAGAUCAUGUACAUUGACUACAAGAACAUCACCAAGGUCAUUGAAAAGGGUAGAAUCAUCUACGUUGACGACGGUGUGUUGUCUUUCGAAGUUUUGGAAGUCGUUGACGACAAGACCUUGAAGGUCAAGUCUUUGAACGCCGGUAAGAUCUGCUCUCACAAGGGUGUUAACUUGCCAGGUACCGACGUCGACUUGCCAGCUUUGUCCGAAAAGGAUAUCUCUGACUUGAAGUUCGGUGUCAAGAACGGUGUCCACAUGGUCUUCGCUUCUUUCAUCAGAACCGCCAACGAUGUUUUGACCAUCAGAGAAGUUUUGGGUGAAGAAGGUAAGGACAUCAAGAUCAUCGUCAAGAUUGAAAACCAACAAGGUGUCAACAACUUCGACGAAAUCUUGAAGGUUACCGACGGUGUUAUGGUUGCCAGAGGUGACUUGGGUAUCGAAAUCCCAGCCCCACAAGUCUUCGCUGUCCAAAAGAAGUUGAUUGCUAAGUGUAACUUGGCCGGUAAGCCAGUUAUCUGUGCCACUCAAAUGUUGGAGUCUAUGACUUACAACCCAAGACCAACCAGAGCUGAAGUCUCCGAUGUUGGUAACGCCAUCUUGGACGGUGCUGACUGUGUCAUGUUGUCUGGUGAAACUGCUAAGGGUAACUACCCAAUUAACGCUGUCAAGAUGAUGGCCGAAACUGCUUUGAUUGCUGAACAAGCCAUCCCAUACUUGCCAACUUACGACGACUUGAGAAACUGCACUCCAAAGCCAACCUCUACCACUGAGACCGUUGCUGCUUCCGCCGUUUCCGCCGUCUACGAACAAAACGCCAAGGCCAUCAUUGUCUUGUCUACCACUGGUACUACUCCAAGAUUGAUCUCCAAGUACAGACCAAACUGUCCAAUUGUCUUGGUUACCAGAAACCCAAGAGCCGCCAGAUUCUCUCACUUGUACAGAGGUGUCUUCCCAUUCGUUUACGAGAAGGGUACUGAAUCUGACUGGACCAAGGACGUCGAAGCCCGUUUGGCCUUCGGUGUUGCUCAAGCCAAGGAGAUGGGUAUCUUGAAGGAAGGUGACACCAUCGUUACCGUCCAAGGUUUCGCUGCUGGUGUCGGUCACUCCAACACUAUGCGCGUUUUGAAGCUUUAA
This is a messenger RNA of Lachancea fermentati, 1506 nucleotides long. Lineage: Eukaryota; Fungi; Ascomycota; Saccharomycetes; Saccharomycetales; Saccharomycetaceae. The record is from the annotation of a GenBank genome assembly.